Trichomonas vaginalis G3 is the source of this 216-nucleotide messenger RNA. RefSeq lists its product as uncharacterized. Lineage: Eukaryota; Parabasalia; Trichomonadida; Trichomonadidae. The record is from RefSeq and is a predicted model, not a curated record. The coding region runs from base 1 to 216 and encodes 71 amino acids. The transcript has a single exon.
AUGAGCAACCAAUUGGAACCAAUGACAAAAGAACUUCUCAGCAGAGAUAAGGAAGAAAUUUAUUCAGUUCUGGUUAGACUGAAAGAAAGUUUGCAAGAAAAGCCAGAAGCAGUUAAAUCUUCAUUAUUAUCUUCUCCAGAAUUCAUGCGCGCAAUUUAUCAAGCACAAAUUGAGUUUGACUGCUUUGUUACUGAAGUUCCUCAUGCUCAACAAUAA